Gigantopelta aegis is the source of this 9275-nucleotide messenger RNA. Its product is annotated as rab GTPase-binding effector protein 1-like. The transcript has 22 exons. Gene Ontology annotation, biological process: endocytosis. Gene Ontology annotation, molecular function: metal ion binding; GTPase activator activity; growth factor activity. Bases 82 to 2991 code for a protein of 969 amino acids. Gene Ontology annotation, cellular component: intracellular membrane-bounded organelle. NCBI's taxonomy places the organism in Eukaryota, Metazoa, Mollusca, Gastropoda, Neomphalida, Peltospiridae. The record is from RefSeq and is a predicted model, not a curated record.
UUUUUAUUAGUGCUGUGACGUUCAACUCCAAGGCGAAGUUUCAUAAUAAACCAUGAAAAUGCUCUUAUAUUGACUUACAAAAUGGCAGAAAACGAAGAAAAUGAGUUUGGACCUCUCGAAUCGGCCACAGACACAGGUGAAAUUUCCAUGCUGAAACAACAACUGUGGCAAUUACAAGAGAAUGAACAAAAAUUUCUGAAAGAAAAAGAACUGGCCGAAAGUGAAUUUGGUAUCAAACGAGCCAAGUUCAAAGAAUUAUUUUUACAAAAGGAAGAGGAGCUGAAGCAUGAGAGAGAGAAGCGUCUGGAAUGGGAGGAGAGGGUGAAGAGUUUGGACGAGCAGCUGGGGAGGGUGUCGUCGGAACUUGAGGGGGUGAAGACCGCCGCCGCCGUGUCUGAACACAGCCGUCACGAUGAGAUCGAGCAGGUGGAGCGCUUCUACAAACAGGAGGUGGACAGCAUGCAGCACGUCAUGAAAGAAGUGGCAGACGAAGCGUCGCGGACGACAGCCAUCCAGUAUGAAACCGAGAGAGCUCACCUGAACAAGCUGAAUGAGAAAUAUGAAGAAGAGAUUCAAGAGCUAAGAAACAAACUCAGUCAGGAAAGAGAAGGAAUCCUGGCAUCUGUUGCUAAGUCACUGAAAAAGGUUGGUGGACACAUCACACCCAUGACAAGCUCAGAAUUGGAACAAGAGCAUGAAAACCUGGAAGACAGUAUGAGAAAGGCUCAAGAGGAUGCCCAGGUGCUCAAGUCGGUGGUUCUACCAUUGGAAGAGGAGAUCUCCACACUCAAGGCCAAGCUGGCCGAAGCAGAAGACAAAAUUAAAGAUAUGGAGACUCAAUCUGGUGUUAAUGGUCCUUUGUUUCCUGAAGAUAAGAAAUCACCGUCAUUACCUGAUCUUGACAGUAUCAAGGAUCCUGAUGAAAAGCUUUUGCAGUUGUUUAAAUACUUGAAGGCUGAGAAAGCUGCCCGUAAAGAUCUUGAGAUGUAUGUAGCUGUGUUAACGAUGCAGAAAAAUGUGCUGCAAGAGGAUAAUGACAGAGGAAGAAAGGAACUGCAUGAAGUUUGUCGUUUGCUGGAGGAGGAGAAACAGAGCCACGAUGCCCUGCGACAGACCUGGCAGAUGGCCAACGACCAGUUCCUGGAGUCUCAGCGCCUCAUGAUGAUGGACAUGAGACGGAUUGAGUCUGUGCUCAGCGCCGAGCAGCAGCGGCAGGUGGCAGAACAACAGAUCAAAGACCAUGAACGUGAGGCCCAGGAGAAGAAGGUCAAGGAGCUGGAGGAAGCGCGGGAGAAGCAGGAGAAACAGCAGGAGGAGCGCAGGAAACAUAGCCUUUCUAGGAUGGAACAAGCAGCUGCAGGUGAACCUAGUGAACAGUUACAGCAGAAACCGAGUGCGAGAAUGGACUCCAUAGAGCGAUCUCACAGCCCGUCAACGCUGUCAAUCAACUCGGAGGACAUCCGGUUUGACGACGAGAUCAAGAAGUCUCUGUCGAGUUCGGACAUCCACCUGGACGACAAGCUGCUGGACGGGGCGGGGGAGCACGAGGGUCGGCUGUUGAGUGAGGUGGAUGGGAUCACAGUGCGGAUCAGUCCUGACAAGAUCAUCAACCUCCCGUCGCUCACCGAGGCGCAGAUGAAAUCCAUCACAGAUCCCACCCCUGAGGUGGAGGCGAGACGUUCCCUCAUGGCAUGUGCCAAGACUAAAACCGACAGCUGGUGUCUGGAAGGCAAGAGACUCGUCAGUGACAAGGAAUGGAGGCUGCUACAAGAAGAGAUGAAGACGGCACGCGAGAAGCUCGGUCGGCCCUGUGAUAUGUGUACAAACUACGAGACCCAGCUCCAGACUGUGCAGGAGGAACUGAAGGCCGAGAAGUCGGAGAAGGCUAAGGUCGAGAGACACCUGAUGACCGAGCGACACGUGACCUCGAAUCUCACCAAGUACGUCGGCGAACUGGAGAACGCUCUGAAAGACGCCUCAGAAGAUGCUCUCAAACAGAUUUCCAGUCUGUCUACGAAGCUGGCUGACUGCGAGGUGUACAUAAAGGAGUGCAAGCAGGAGUUUGUCCAGUCACAGCUACAGCUCCAGGACCAGCUGAAAACAUUAACAGAUUCACGGGAACAAAUUCAAAAAGAGUUGAAGAGACUAGAGGAAGAGAAUGACAGUCUUGUGGGCAAACAUUCACAGACGGCUCAACAGAUGCAGAACGAAGAUAUCAACCUGCCUACCAACAUGGAGGAGAUGCAGCUGUUGUUGCUGAAGUACCGCGAGGAGAUCAUCUCGGCGAAGGUUGCGAAGGAGCACACGGAGGAGUCUCUCCGCAGCGAGAUCCUCUUCCUCAAGGACCAGGUGGUGAGCGAGCAGCAGGAGAAGACCACCAUCGAGGAAACGCUCACCAACGAGCUGCACACGCUGCAGGAGAAAGUCGCCUGUAAUGAAAGUAUAAAAUCUGAGCUGGAACGUGAGUCGGCGGUGCGGGCUGAAAGCGAGAGCAAACUGCGGGAGGCUGAGAACUCGCUGAAAAAUGUCCAGGCAAAGUCACGUCAACUUAUACAGUGUCUUCAGCAGCGGGUUGAGGAGCACGGCAACACCAAGGCGAAGUUGGAAAGUGAAAUACAGGCGCUAAAGACUCGGAUCUAUUCACUGCAGACUGACCUGGACAAUAGUGAAGCUGUGCAGAGGGACUUUGUCAAACUCUCUCAGUCGUUACAGAUUCAGUUGGAGAAAAUCCGUCAGGCGGAGAAUGAAGUUCGGUGGCAGCACGAAGACGAUGUUGACGACUGUAACAACUGUAAACAGGCUUUCAGUGUCACACGCCGCAAGCAUCACUGUAAGCACUGUGGGAAGAUCUUCUGUACGGACUGUGUUACCAAGUCUGUGUUCCAGGGACCCAACAAUCGGGCGGCUAAAGUCUGCGACGUGUGUCACACCAUCCUCGUGAAGGAUGCUACUCCGUACUUCAGUACAGAACCCCCUUCAACUCCAGAUUAACUAGGAACAGUAAACUGAUUUGUGUUUUACUAGCUGUGCACUUUGUGUUAGCUUUAUUCAAGUGCUUAUGGUUUGAAAACUGAUGGUGAGCAAAUAACUGCUCUUCUGAAAUUAUGCAGCAGAGCAAUUGCUCUCAGUGUCAAAUUCAAAGUCAUUUUGAGUAAAAUAAAUUAGUGAUAUCAGUGCGUGAUUAGGCGAGCAGUUUUUUGCACAUGCAGAAAUCAUUUUGCGCAAACACGUGAACAAGAGCAAUUGCUCGCAUCAAACCAUAAGUACUGUCAUUCACUGAUACAGGUAUUAGGAACACAAUGCUAGGCAACAUGCAUCCUUCUGGGUCUGCUCCUACUCUGCCUCUCCUUCUUGGCCUGUCUCCAGCCAUACAUAAGCUGUGUCCACCUUGGGUAGCAUAAUGAAAUGCUUGUGUGUUUUCCUAUUUCGAAAUGAAAACUACCGAGAACAGUUCAUCUUGUUCCUACAUAGGCACUGGCCAACCACCCAGCUGUGGUGUGUUUAGGAGGCUGGCAAACAGUUUGACUGGUACCAUUGUCUUCUGUCACAUCACAUUCAUGUAAUGUUAGGCACACAGUACCAGUCUAGCGAACGACCACAAUGGCUCUCAGUCCUGAACAUGCUUCUGCUCGUUAUUUCAUAUGCAUAUGGAUGGAGUUCGAUGGACAAUAAUGUAAUGAAAGCUUCACAAAUAGAAACUAGGUUUGUCAUGAAAACAUCUGUUCUUUCUUACAUUAAGCUGGCUUGAAUCUUUUCGAGAAUUAUAUUUCACAAAAGCCUCCAACACUUGGCCGACACUGCAGGCAUGUGAUGCAGAGGGAGUGGGGUGUGGAGGCAUUCACGGGUUGACCCCUUUCCUUUUUAAAAACUUUUUUUUUCAGGGUCGUAUAAAAACUUUGCUGGGCACCAUUUCCUACAUACAUGCCUGCACUACUACCUGAUUUUACCAGCUCAGUGGAAAAUUAUUACUUUUAAUUGUAGGGUCAUUUAUUAAAAAAAAUUAAAAUAUUCAAGCAAAUUUACUGUGAGAGAGAAUUCAGGUGUUAAUCCUAUGUAAAACUGGCAGAGGUUGUUGAGGAUGAAGUUAUGGAGAUGUUUCCAUUUUCCAGGGACCCAUGGAGUAGAAAACUGUAUUAUACUCACUGUGUUAUUGUGAUAAAGCUCUAGGUGUGAUUGUGUACAUGUGUACAUACUGUGUGACUGAAACGUUGCUGCACGUCUUUGAUGUGUGGUAUCUACACAUUGUUACUGUAUUUUAACAUGCACGUAUACUCACAAAGUACUUCAUAGCAUUCACAGGUGUGCGCUUUUUAUUAAUUUAUUUAUCCCUUGAACAUUACAUUCUCAAAGAUCAUGUUUAUAAAUAAAAUAUGUGAAUUUUAAAGUACAGUCUUAGGUUAAAAUCUAUCAUGGUGUUGGUGGCAGCCUGGGUUUGAUGGUUAGGUUAAAAUCUAUCAUGGUGUUGGUGGCAGCCUGGGUUUGAUGGUUAUGUUAAAAUCUAUCAUGGUGUUGGUGGCAGCCUGGGUUUGAUGGUUAUGUUAAAAUCUAUCAUGGUGUUGGUGGCAGCCUGGGUUUGAUGGUUAUGAUUUGAGAUAAACAACCUGUAUUUUUUUGUUUUGUAGUUGUACAAAUAGUACAAGUCUUGACAUUGGCACUGCAGUCUUAGGUUAAAAAGCCUGCAUGUUGGUUCUGACAUCUCAGGUUGUCGGGUAACUAUGUGAGUGGUUUAUAUAAGUGGAAUCAGUAGUUGUUGGGUUGCAGUGUCUAGGUGUUCAAAGUUAGAUUGUGAGGCCAAAAUGCUAGUCUAAAAACCAUGAGGCUAAAACUCUUUUAAGUUGGUGAAAAACAUUAUUUCCAUCAUUAACCACUGCAGCUGCUCACGGCAAUCGGCAAUGCCAUGGAGAUUGCUACACAGGUUUUAAUUCUCCGCAGCAUUUUUUGUUUAGCUGUGGACUAUUUUCAGUUUUGUUUUCAAUGGCAUGUUUUUUGCCAUGAACAUUGUCUUAAUAAGCUGUGGAUGAUAAGAGAAUCUCAAGGUUCUUCAGUCUUAAGUGUCUUUGUUUUAUCUUCAGGGAUUUACUUUGGAGUCAUAUGAUUAAAAUGAAAGUAUUUGAUCUGCUUUAAAAUCAGUAAUGUCCAUAAUUUAAAAAAAAGAAAAAGGAUGGGUAUUUUUUUAAUGAAAAAUAAAAUUGCAACGUAUUAUUAUUAUAUUAAUUUGUGAUCUUAAGAAAUAUGCAUUAAAUAAUGGUCGAUUAAACACAAGUAAGAUCUAAUUCUUACUGUGGAACAUAGACUGGUGACAUCUUGAGUGGUCUUCAUUUGUAUGUACAUGUACAAAAUUACUGUGUUGUAAAGUAGGGCAACUUGUUUUGUUGACAUUGUUGUAAAUACUGUACAUUUUUGUAAAUACUGUUUGCAUGUAAUAACAGCUUUUAAAGUAUUAAGUAGAAUCUGUGGAAGUGAAUGGGGUUUUUUAAUGCAUUUAUUCUGUACAUUGUAAUACGUUACUGUUUUUAAAUAGCCGAGUGGAAACAUUUGGGAUAUGUGCAAUUAUUGAUGACUUGAAUUUAUAUUUUAGUUUACCUGCACUUCAUUGUAGAAAGCUAUUGUCAUAUCCCUGGCGUUAGAUUACACAAUGCAAGUAGGAAAUAAAAAUUUGUAGUGUAAAUUAAAAACACAAUGUGAUUUUGUAAUUUGUUUUAAAAUGAAAAUAGUUUCAAGGAAUAGCUUGUACCUAGUGCUUUUUUUCUUGCAGUUCUUCUACCACAUAUAGUUUUACAUGCACAUAUAGCUGGGGUAUGUGUCUUAAAAUGCAAUUAUAUACUAAUUUAGCUAGUGUAUUUUGGAAGUACAUUUCCAGGAUGUUCAUUAUAUUUUGAAGGUUGGAAAUUCUUUGAUGUAAGCUAAAUCUACUAUCUACUACAGUGAUUUGUGUAAGAGGGAGGACUGAAACCUUUUCUCUUGUUCUAACCAGAAUGAGAAGAAAUUAUGUCACUAAAACUUUUCAUAUAUAACAUUUAACACUUUAGAAAGUUAACAAGUACAAGUAUAUCUGAAGUAAAUACACAAAGCUAGUUCAUUAAUUUUUUAAUCAAAGCCAUGGAAGCACUUGCCUUCUCCAACUCCAACUUUUGUCUUCUUCAGCUCCAACUUUUGUCUUCUCUAAAUCCAACUUUUGUCUUCUCCAACUCCACACCUUUCAUAGGAUUUCAUUGACAUUUGACUUUGAUGUUUUUAUGCAGCUGUUUCAGCAGGUUGUCAUAGUAUUUCCAGUGUCAGUAAAUCUUUAGGAUUUGGGCUGUGAAAUCUUCAAUGAUGUCACACACAUUCAGUUUGUACGGCAUUGCCAAGAAGUCUUAACAUUUUUUAAGCCAAGGCUUUGAAUCUUUGGAAGGGCGCACCUUCACUAAUGAGUACACCAGUAGUCUUCCCUCAAACCAGCCAGUGCACCACGACUGGUACAUCAAAGGCCGUGGUAUGUGCUAUCCUGUCUAUGGGAUGGUGCAUAUAAAAGAGUAGCCCAUGAAGUGGUGACAGCGGGUUUCCUCCCUCAAUAUCUGUGUGGUCCUUAACCAUAUGUCCGACACCAUAUAACCCUAAAUAAAAUGUGUUGAGUACAUUGUUAAAUGAACUAUUUCCUUCCUUCUUCCCUCAAAAUACCAAAAGAGUUGCAUCACCUUGCUUGCUAAUGGAACAAUUUUGAGUUUUGUUCGGUUUGGACAGGACAAGUGCUUGAAAAAUCAAUGAAUCAAAUAGUGUAUUUAGUUCAGAUACUCUGGAUAAUUGUGUCAAGUGUUUAUAACUUACUAUAUGCAAAGAUUUAUUAGCAUAAAUUUUUUUUUCUAGAAUUGUUCAAUCGCCCCUCUUUAUUGUAAUCACUCACUGUUUGUUGCUUGCUAAUGAACAUUAUGUAUUUAUAGCUAUUCACAAGUAUUGGUCUGACUAAUGCUAAUUAUCUGCACAGAUUUGGUCAUACUUUGCUAAUACUUAAAAAGCUAGUCAUUGUGAUGGUGUGUGUUUUUUCACUUGGAGACAAUUGCCAUUAUUAUUUUGCAUAAAUUUAUUUACAAAAUGCACAACUGACCAAUUUAACAAGACAUAAUUGACUAAUAAAUAAACAAGCAUUGAUAGACCCUCUUAACCAGAAUUGAGGCUGGUUUGUGCAAAUUGAUAAUACACUUGCAGUUGGUUUUCUGGGGGUUUUGUAGUUGAAGGUCACUGGAAACAUUUAAAAAUUAAGGUGGGAAAGACAUUUUUCAAUGAUAGUUGAAAUGACAUUAUCAUUUUGCAUAAAUUAGUUUUAAAAAUGCACAACUGACUAAUUUAACGAGACCUAAUUCACUGUAAUUUUGCAAGAGGUACAUGUAUGUUUAUUUUAAUAAAUUAACUUAAGCAUUGAUAGACCAGUUCUCAACAUUAAACCCAGUUAGAGUGAAUUGAAAGGACUUUUUUAACCACCUGUAGUGAUGUAACAACCACAACACUGAUUUAAAAGUUCUGCUGAAAUGGGCUAUUUGAAGAAUCUCUUUGUUUAUUUACAACCACCUGCUUUACCAGUGUUAAUGCUAUAAUAAUGGAUAAUACACUUGCAGUUGGUUUUUUGGGAUUAUUGGAGUUUGAAGGUCACUAGACAUUUUAAAAUGUUAUGGAGAUACACACUUUAAGUUAGUUGGAAAUGUGGGAAAGACAGCAGUGAUAAUCGGACCCAAUGGUCUAUUUCUCGUGUCGGCGAAUGCUCCACAACUGGUGUAACAAAGCCCAUGGUAUGUACUAACGAAAAGAGUACACCAUGCAGAUGUGGCAGUGGGUUUCUAUUCUAAUUGUCUUUGUGGUAGUGGACCAUGUGUCCGAUGCCAGGUAACCAUAAUUAAAAUGUGUUGAGUAUCGUUAAAUAAAACAUUUCUUCUUUUUUUCUGUGAUUAUCAAUCUUUAAUUUCAGGCCAAUUGUGUCUGGUUUUUUUUUUUUUUUUUUUUUUUUUUUUUACAGAAUGUUUAGUAGUAAUGUAUCCGAAUUAAAUUAAAUUAUAUAUUCUAAUCACAAACAGCCCCUACAUGUAUAUAUAACACACUCAUCAGGGUAUAUAUAAUGUAUAUAUACCCUGUCAAGUGUGUGUUAUAUAGGGGCUGUUCAGACAAUUAUGUAAUGCUUACAGGGGUAAUAGUGUUAUGGUAUGUUAUUGUGGAGGGAGGUGUUUAUCCAAAGUAAUGUUUCAUUUUCAAAACAGCUGUCUCAUUUUUAUUUAAUAUAUGAAGUAAAAUGCAGCCAGACAUUGCCGUUUUGUUCUUUAAUGGAUCAUGUUUUAAUCUAGCAUUUAUUACCAGACCAAACAAACAAAUAGAAUAUUGACCAAAUUGUGAUUGGGAAAUGUGGGGGUGGGUUAUUGAUGAGCAUUAAGUAAUUUUAGAAGGAGGAGUGGCCUUGGUGUGCCAAAUAUGCCAAAUUUUAUGUUACAUAAUUGUGUUGCAUGUCCAGUGUUCAGUAUGUUUUGACAGUAUUAGAUCAGAAGUUCCCAACUUUUUUUUAGGCGAAUUCUGUUUAACAAAUAUACUCAUGGUAUACCCCCAUCUCUAUCACCAAUGCGGUUAAACACGUCCAUGGAAAAAUGUCAAUACAAAACAUAUGAAUCUAUUUCUACUGCCUUGUGGCACAGCUAGCCAUAAGAAUAAACUCGCACAAAUGGAAAGGCAACCAUAACGUGGAUUUCCCACCUGAAAUGCCCAAAACGUCCUUUGUUGGAAGCUCUGUAUUGGGUGUUUAUCAGUAUUUUGACAGUAUCAUCUUCACUAAACUCCUUAAGUGUUUGAGUAACCACAAACAGUUUGGUAAUACAGUGAAACCCCUCUGAACUGGACACCUUUGGAGCCAAGACAUAUGUCUGGUUUUAAGAGGGAUCCGCUAUACAGAGGUUGAGUUCUGUACUGGUUUUUAAAGAGGGACUCUGUAAAACGUCUGGUUUUGAGGAAAUUCCGGUUUACAGAGUUUUCACUGUUUUUUUUAAUUUCACCUGAUUGCCAACAAAUGUAUGAUGGAUUAAUAGUUAAAUUUGUGUCUGUAUUUAGUUUCAUGUUAUUAGUGACAGUAAGUGUAAGAGUGGGAUUUUGUCCGACUGUAUACAUUGUAUAGACAUUUUAUGAAUAAUGGUGAAGUACAUGUAUGACUAUGUACAUUAAAAUUUUGUGUUAUAUUUAUUAUUUCUUAUUGCAGUAAAAGUUACUGUAACCAAGAAUUGUGAACAUUUACUAUUACUUAUUAAAACAUUAGGUCUAACUAUGAA